Molecule: messenger RNA, 1008 nt
Organism: Naegleria lovaniensis
Lineage: Eukaryota; Heterolobosea; Eutetramitea; Acrasida; Naegleriidae
Exons: 1
Coding region: 1-1008 (335 amino acids)
Source: RefSeq, a predicted model, not a curated record
AUGCUCCACAAGCAAACACGAGCAGUCGGAAGACAACUCUCCUCCACAAUCAAGAAUAUUGUAUUGUUGGAGAGCAGCCAUAACAACAAGAGAAUUAAAUCUAUGUGUCCUCAUUGUAUGGGAAAAUCAUGUUGUUCUUGUAAUAAUGGAAUGAUUCGCUCCUUUUCAACAAAUUUUAAAAUUUCAUCACAACAACAAGAGGCUUCAUCAUCAGAAUCACAACAACCACAGCAACAGCAACAACAAAACUUUGAUGUUAGAUCAUCGAACAGGGUUCAGGAUAUUUUAAAUAGUGGACAAUUCAGCGUUAUUGUGCCUCCUAUUUCCAUUCCAGAAGGACUUGACAUUAAAAACCUAACACCCGAACAGUUGGAUGAUAUCAGAGAAAAUCAACGUAUUAAAAAGGCUAUCUUCCACAUCCCAGCAGAGGGUGAAAGAAAAGUACCCAAGGGAGAACUGUCUCCUGAGGAGAGAGAAUACAUUGAAGAAAUGCAAAGAGAACAAGAAAAGCAAAAAAGUUUGUUGAAAGAAAUGUUAGGAAAGGAAGGUGUAGACGAGAAUUUGAAGAGCUCAAUUCAAGCAAUUUUCCAAGUUGAAAAGAAGUUGAAGCAGCAAUCACAGCAACAAAGAACGCUCAAAUUAUUGAGAGAGGCCAAAUUAAAGGGAAUUGAGGAUGUGAAAUCUGUUCUUUCGGCAGCACAAGCUUCCUCACUUGAACCUAACAAAGAAGAUGUUGUUGGAUCUGAACAAAAUACUCAAGGAGCUAUUGUGGAGGGUACUCCUGUUAAAACCAUUUUUGAUCCAGGAUACAACCUCGAAGAUAGGUGGAGGAAUAUCAGGUCCAGAUAUACAGAAGAAGAAUACAAGAGAAGCGCCACAUUCAAGGAAAUCUCCAGGUACAUAGUUGCUCUUUGUGUUGCUUCAUUUGUUUGCCUUGGUUUGGCAUUCCCUGGUUUCAAGAAGUAUAUUCUAGGUAUAGAUCCAAAGAAGCAGGCCCUCAAGGAAUAA